AUGAAGUCCUUAUCACCAGCACUCGCGUCUCUCGCGAAUGUCUUCAAGAUUCCCAUGUCAAUGGCGCCGGUCCGCCCCUCAAUUUCCCGGGUGUGCCACGAGACCCUGAACCGCCAAACACAACAGCCCGGUCCAGUGACAGCAGCCCUACAAUCAGCGCCAUUCUCGACGACCAGCGCAAUGGCCGCAAGAAAGAGCACUGGCCCUGUAGUUGACAAGCGCAUUACUCUGAUCCGCUACUUCCUCCACCACCCUCUCACCCCCCGUCCCCUCCGCUUCUCCCGCAACCGUUACCUCCGCCACUGGACCAUCCACCGUGCCUGGCAAUUGUUCCAGGCCCAGCAGCGCCGCAAGCACGAACUUGAGAUGAUGCGCCAGUACCAGAGCAUGCAGGAUGCGUGUGAGGAGCUGCGCACUGGUGCGGGCGAUGGAGGAAAGCUGUUCCGUGUCUCGAUGAACAAGAAGGGUAUCUUCACUGAUAUGUUCCCUAUCGAGUAUGCUCGUAUGCAGACUGAGUCCCCUCCUUCUGAUGGAUGGAACCAUGAUUGGAAGAAGCCUGGUCAGAAAUAG
This is a messenger RNA of Penicillium verrucosum, 570 nucleotides long. Its product is annotated as mitochondrial 54S ribosomal protein mL40. The transcript has 2 exons. The record is from RefSeq and is a predicted model, not a curated record. Gene Ontology annotation, molecular function: structural constituent of ribosome. NCBI's taxonomy places the organism in Eukaryota, Fungi, Ascomycota, Eurotiomycetes, Eurotiales, Aspergillaceae. Gene Ontology annotation, biological process: mitochondrial translation. The coding region runs from base 1 to 570 and encodes 189 amino acids.